Messenger RNA from Rubroshorea leprosula, 888 nucleotides. The record is from the annotation of a GenBank genome assembly. Lineage: Eukaryota; Viridiplantae; Streptophyta; Magnoliopsida; Malvales; Dipterocarpaceae.
UAAUGUUUAUUAAUUUAGUUAUUAAAAUCAAUAAUUUUAUUUUUUUUCCACGUAUUAAACCAAAAAAUAUAUUAUUUAUUGUCCUAAAUAAAUACACCUCAUCAUCCAGUGAGAAUCAGAUCAACUUUCACCGGACUACGGACAAUAAUGGACGUUUUGGCACCGUGUUUGCGAGAUCCAGUGCAAUUUCCAUACCAGAAUUGCCAGCCCCAACAACGAGAACGUUCUUCCCACCAUACCCCUUUCCGUUCUUAUAGAGUCGAGUGGCUCAACCUCCGGCAUGUAAGGGUCGCUAUUUCCUCCACUUGCCACUACCAAAAACCUGCCGAAGUAUAUCUCCACCUCAACGGAGCUCAAGUUCCUAGCCUUGACUACCCAUUUAUUGCUCCCCUCAUCGAAGCUGACCAUCUCAACGCGUCUCCGGUGGGAAAAGUGGCAGGAAAUUGCUUGUGGGGAGAAUGCAGAAUUGCCUGGGUGAGUGGAUGUGGAGACGGUCUUGAGUAUUUUGUCCAGAGAGAAGCAAAACGGUAUUCUCUUUCAAGGAGUAUGCAAGGGAUUAAUUGGUUGUUUAGGCAGGCCACCGUGGCGAGGCCAGCGGGGCCGGCUCCGACAACGUUGACCGGGGUUCUUGCACCUUUUGCUGAUGCAAAGAGAAGCAACGAUAUAAUUUGAGACGUGCAUGAAUAGAAAAUGAUCUGAGAAGGACGUAAAUAUGCCAGAAAUUGACUUCCUCUUCUCUCAGUUCUUCCUUGAUUUGCGGUGGAAUAGAAAACUUGGAAGAUCUUUUUCAGACGGGUCCCUUCGUUACCCAUUUAGCAGCCACUGAGAAGCGAAGUCCACUCCUACCUCUCAGGUGGGCCUAUAUAUAAAUCAAUAGUCAAAAUCUCC